Mandrillus leucophaeus (drill) is the source of this 410-nucleotide messenger RNA. RefSeq names its product E3 ubiquitin-protein ligase NEDD4-like. Bases 10 to 366 code for a protein of 118 amino acids. Gene Ontology annotation, cellular component: synaptic vesicle membrane. NCBI's taxonomy places the organism in Eukaryota, Metazoa, Chordata, Mammalia, Primates, Cercopithecidae. The record is from RefSeq and is a predicted model, not a curated record. Gene Ontology annotation, molecular function: calcium ion binding. Gene Ontology annotation, biological process: regulation of neurotransmitter secretion. The transcript has 6 exons.
CGUUCGGAAAUGGCAACUUGCGCGGUGGAGGUGUUCGGGCUCCUGGAGGACGAGGAAAAUUCACGAAUCGUGAGAGUAAAAGUUAUAGCUGGAAUAGGCCUUGCCAAGAAGGAUAUAUUGGGAGCUAGUGAUCCUUAUGUGAGAGUGACGUUAUAUGACCCAAUGAAUGGAGUUCUUACAAGUGUGCAAACAAAAACCAUUAAAAAGAGUUUGAAUCCAAAGUGGAAUGAAGAAAUAUUAUUCAGAAAAAUAAUUCCGAAAGGACCUAAGAAACUGUUUACAGUAUUUGCUCUGGGGGUGGGACAAAGGUUCAUCCUCAGCAGCACCGGCUUCUUUUUGAAGUAUUUGACGAAAAUCGAUUGGUAAGUUAUAUUGUGCUUGUGUGAAAUAUGAAGUAAGGGUACGUUUCA